CCACAUAUCCGAUGCCAAUUGCAUGCAGUGGAAAGAGAGAGAGAGAGAGAGCGCUGAGCUCCCUUCUUUUCCCUCGGAAUUUGCGGUGUUGGACUUCACCUUCUCUUCCGGCGUGGAAGCUGAGUUCCCGGAGUGACCAACUUCAGCAGACAGAGGUGAAAGAGAGAUCAUGGGUAGAGGAAAGAUUGAGAUCAAGAGGAUCGAGAACACCACAAGCCGGCAGGUCACUUUCUGCAAACGCCGAAAUGGACUGCUGAAGAAUGCUUAUGAGUUGUCUGUCCUUUGUGAUGCUGAGGUUGCCCUUAUUGUCUUCUCCAGCCGGGGCCGCCUCUAUGAGUACGCCAAUAACAGCAUAAGAUCAACAAUUGAUAGGUACAAGAAGGCAUGUGCCAACAGUUCAAACUCAGGUGCCACCAUAGAGAUUAAUUCUCAACAAUACUAUCAGCAGGAAUCAGCAAAGUUGCGCCACCAGAUACAGAUUUUACAAAAUGCAAACAGGCACUUAAUGGGUGAAGCUUUGAGCACUCUGACUGUAAAGGAGCUCAAGCAACUCGAAAACAGACUUGAAAGAGGUAUCACACGGAUCAGAUCGAAGAAGCAUGAGCUGUUGUUUGCAGAGAUCGAGUAUAUGCAGAAAAGGGAAGUAGAACUCCAAAAUGACAAUAUGUACCUCAGAGCUAAGAUAGCAGAGAAUGAGCGAGCACAGCAAGCAGGUAUUGUGCCGGCAGGGCCUGAUUUUGAUGCUCUUCCAACGUUUGAUACCAGAAACUAUUACCAUGUCAAUAUGCUGGAGGCAGCACAACACUAUUCACACCAUCAAGACCAGACAACCCUUCAUCUUGGAUAUGAAAUGAAAGCUGAUCCAGCUGCAAAAAAUUUACUUUAAGUAUGUCGCUGCUUGUUAAUGACAUGUUCUAAUAACAUAGGCUACAAGACCUGUACUCUUACUGAUAAAGGUGUGUUAGAAGACUUGUCUGAUUUCUAUAUUCCUAAUAUCAAUAGACAUGUUAGUGUGCCUUAAUUUGUCUU
This is a messenger RNA of Elaeis guineensis (African oil palm), 1029 nucleotides long. RefSeq names its product agamous-like MADS-box protein AGL11. Gene Ontology annotation, cellular component: nucleus. Gene Ontology annotation, molecular function: protein dimerization activity; RNA polymerase II transcription regulatory region sequence-specific DNA binding; DNA-binding transcription factor activity. Lineage: Eukaryota; Viridiplantae; Streptophyta; Magnoliopsida; Arecales; Arecaceae. The record is from RefSeq and is a predicted model, not a curated record. Gene Ontology annotation, biological process: positive regulation of transcription by RNA polymerase II.